Phanerochaete carnosa HHB-10118-sp is the source of this 1534-nucleotide messenger RNA. RefSeq lists its product as uncharacterized. Lineage: Eukaryota; Fungi; Basidiomycota; Agaricomycetes; Polyporales; Phanerochaetaceae. The transcript has 4 exons. The annotation marks the transcript as partial. The record is from RefSeq and is a predicted model, not a curated record.
CCAGCAAUACUUCAUUCGCACCACAUCCACAUGCUUUAGGAUAUGAUGAGGCCCAGCCCCUACCCUCACGAGUUUGGGGUCCGUUUGAGGUCUGUUUGAAUCUCAAUAUCGCUUCCGCACUACAUGGAAAGUAUGACCCUGAAAGCACAACCAAGCCCGGAGAGAAGGCCAAGGGCACCGUCGAGUGCUAUGCGGAACAUAUCCAUCGCACUCAUGCGUCCGGCUCAGAACUACGUUUCCACGACCUCCAUGGCGAAGGCAAGAAGGUGCAGAUCAUGGCAGUCAGGCAAGACGCCAAGGACCCGGAGAGCUUCAUCGUGUAACACGAGCACCUGCACCGUGGUGACAUCAUCGGUGCCGUUGUAAUGGAGCCCCGGGGCGCACCAAGAGGGGCGCGCGGACUCUCGUUCGCCUUUUCAGAAAUAAUUCUCCUUGCUUCCGGCGACCUCCACCGGCUGCCGUCAGACCACUUCAGUCUCAAAGGACUAGAAACCCUACUACCGCAAGCACUACUUGGACCUCGCCCUCAGCAAAGGCACAAAAAGCGUCUUCAUCGCCCGCAGCCGGAUCGUCAACCAAUCCCCCGGUUCUUCGAUAACCUCGGCUUCCUCGAGAUCGAGAUGCCGAUGACAAGCAUGAUUCCUGGUGGUGCGACUGCGACGUGUUCGCGCACCACAACGACUCCAACCUCAGCCUGGGCCUCCGUACCGCCCCCGAGCCGUACCUGAAGCAGCGCGUCGCUGACAGUCUGGACCAGGCGUACGAGAUCGGGCAUGUCUUCCACAACGAGAACAUCGAUCUAACGCACAACUCCGAGUUCUGCGCGGCGCAUGCGGACAUGUGCGGCAUCAUUGAUAUCGUCCAACGCCGGGGGCCUAACUGAGAGCCUUGUGAAGCACCUGAUGGGCGCGAAGACGACAGCGGUGUUCCACCCCGACGGCAGGAACAGCAAGAAUGAGUAUGGGUUGGACUCCAAGCGGCCGUGGCUGCAAUACGACAUGUUCAUGACGCUAGAAGCUCGGGGUGAAGGUCCCGAGAGGCGAGAUGCUGCACAUGGAGGAGGCGCACCGGUUCGUGCGCGAGCUAUGCCACAAGUAGAAUAUCGAGCGCAGCGAGCCUCGUACGAACGCGCGCCUGCCGGGCAAGCUCGUUGGCGAAUUCAUCGAGUCUCUUGCGUCUCCGCCCGCCUUCACUGUCUCCCGCAGGCAAUGUCGCCGCUUACCAGGUACCACUGGUCGCGGCCCGGUCUUUACGAGCGCCCUCCCGGGCUUCGUGUGCGGAAAGGAUGGUCCGUUCGAGCGCGGUUCAAGGAGCAGGUUCGGCAGAAGGAGCAGGAUGACGACGAGGCGCAGGGUUUCGACGAGACGUUCGUUGGUGUGUACGUGUCGCCCUUUGUAGCGUCUGCAUUCUAUCUAAUCAUUCCGCCAUGUCAGGCUGGAGCGUGGUAUCUUACCGACGCGCGGAUGGGGUAUUAUCUGGCGAUGUUGUUGAGUCUCGACCGAUUCUGCCAGUACGUGUGCCUCUGCGCCACUCU